UCCAUAGUAUCUUAAUCAUAAGAUCAUCAUCAUAUCAUUGAUAUUUAUUACCUAUAGAUGAUGACGCACUUCAAAGUCAUUAGUUUAAUAAUGGUUUAAGAAAUAUUUUACUAUCCAAACCAAAUAUGAAAUUGUACCACAGGACACUAACAUAUUCUGUAUGGAGGCAUUACUGCUCAACUCAAAAGGAUCGGCAGUUCAUAGACUGGAAGAAGAUUGUGAUCAAGGCUGGUAAUGGUGGGGAUGGAAGUGCCCAUUUCAGACGAAAAAAAUGUCAGCCAAGAGCAGGUCCUGAUGGUGGUGAUGGUGGACACGGAGGAAGUGUCCUCCUUGUUGCAGAUGCUUCAUACAAAGAACUAGCGCAUGUUCAGAAACACAACAAGGCAGGAGAUGGAGAAGGUGGCAAACAAAAUGACUGUCAUGGAAGAACUGCAUCCAAUUUAUUCAUUAAAGUGCCUCUUGGGACUGUUGCAACACACUACAAAACCGUCAUAGCAGACAUGUGUACAGAGGGUCAACACACAGUCAUUGCUCAUGGGGGGAGGGGAGGGUUGGGAAAUGCUCAUUUUAAGUCAGCAACUAACCAAUCACCUGAGAUUGCUACUCCUGGCACUCUUGGUGAAGAGAAAGUAAUUGAGCUGGAGUUAAAGACGAUAGCUGAUGUAGGAUUGGUUGGUUUCCCGAAUGCUGGUAAAUCUACAUUAUUGAGGGCUAUUUCCAAAGCAAAACCAGCUGUUGCGGCAUAUCCCUUUACAACACUCAAUCCAUAUGUUGGAAUGAUAGAGUAYGAUGAUUACCAUCAAAUUGCAGUUGCAGAUAUACCUGGGCUAAUUUCAGGUGCUCAUCUCAACAAAGGUCUUGGACAUUCCUUUUUACGGCACAUAGAGCGUUGUCGAUGCCUUCUCUAUGUCCUGGACAUCUCACAGAACGAUCCACUGAAACAAUUCUCUUCAUUACAGCAAGAAUUAGAACUUUAUAAAGAAGGUUUGUCACGAAGACCUGCUGCAGUUGUGGCAAACAAAAUAGAUACAGUGGAGAACUUUAAGAGCAAAAAUCUGGUUGAGGAACUUGAUUUACCUGUUAUACCGGUUUCAGCUCUUUUUGGACAAGGAAUCGGGGUUUUAAAGACUAAGAUAAGAUUACUCUUUCAAACAUCACUGAAUAGGGUUUGAAUCAUUACAACGCUUGAUUCCUGGACGUGCCGUUACUUGUGAUUAGCCAUAAUAAUUUGUUAGAUCUCUUGAUUUUUCCGGGUUCUCUAGUUUUUUUUCUCCCUUCGGAAUAACUUACAAUGACCUAACAAGCGGAUUCAAAUUCCAUCUGGGAGUAAGCCUUUCCCUGACUUACAUCAGUCCUUAAAUUGUUUCGGGGUUCUAUCCUCGUCAAAGUCAGUCCCACGUAUUUUGCAUGCUGUCUUGAACUUGUGGGAGCUUUUUUUUCUCAACCUUGGAACGGCUAAUAUAGCGCACUUUUCCAUGUGGAUAUACUUUAAAAAGCGCUUUAAAAUGAGUCCGUCAGUCGGUCCGUCCGUCCGUCAGUCGGUCCGUCCGUCCGUCAGUCGGUCCGUCCGUCCGUCAGUCGGUCCGUCCGUCCGUCAGUCAAUAAACAAACCAAAAAAUAAAUAACAAUAUUACAUAUAGCCAACG
Molecule: messenger RNA, 1646 nt
Organism: Actinia tenebrosa (Australian red waratah sea anemone)
Lineage: Eukaryota; Metazoa; Cnidaria; Anthozoa; Actiniaria; Actiniidae
Cellular component (GO): mitochondrion
Molecular function (GO): GTP binding; GTPase activity; magnesium ion binding
Source: RefSeq, a predicted model, not a curated record